AUGUCCUGGAAAGAAUCGAACUGUCAUACACGCAUUCUGCGUGACGCCGAAGCUGGUCGUUACGGUAUCAUUGCUGCCAUUGCCUACAACAUUGAACAAGUUUUGGGUUUGGUCCGGGCUGCUGAGACUGCCCGCUCACCCCUGAUUAUCCAAUUCUUCCCGUGGGCGAUUGAGGCUACAGAUGGCUUACUGGUGCGUGCAGCUGCGGACGCCGCCAAAGGCGCAAGCGUGCCCAUCAGUAUUCAUCUCGACCAUGCCCAGUCAGAAACCAUCAUCAAGCGCGCCGCAGAGCUACCGUUCGAUAGUAUUAUGGUCGACAUGUCGCACUACGAGAAGGAGGUGAACUUGAAGAUGACCCGUGAGCUGGUGAAAUAUUGCAACGACCGCAAGAAGGCCACCGAGGCCGAGCCGGGUCGGAUCGAAGGAGGAGAGGACGGAGUGAUGGACACGGCGGGGUUAGAAGCCUGCAUGACGACCGCCGAGGAAGUGGAUGAGUUCGUUAACACGGGUGUGGAUGUGCUUGCCCCUGCGUUUGGCAAUGUCCACGGCGAAUAUGGCUCACAGGGCCCACACCUGGACUUCGAGAUGUUUGAAAAGGUUCGCCUUCGGGCCAAUGGUAGAGUUCACUUGGCCCUGCACGGCACCAACGGAUUUGCCCCGGAGCUGAUGAAGCGUUGCGUGGGCGCUGGCGUCACCAAGAUCAACGUAAACCGACUUGUGUUGGAUGACUACUACGGCCAUCUCCGGGCGAACGUGGGCAAGAUCCCGCACACCCAGCUUAUCGAGGAAGGUAUUCAGAAAGUGGCGGAUCUGACCGUCCAAUGGAUGGAGAUCUGUGGGUCUGCGGGCAAGGCAUGA
Messenger RNA from Aspergillus bombycis, 858 nucleotides. RefSeq names its product class II fructose-bisphosphate aldolase. NCBI's taxonomy places the organism in Eukaryota, Fungi, Ascomycota, Eurotiomycetes, Eurotiales, Aspergillaceae. The coding region runs from base 1 to 858 and encodes 285 amino acids. The transcript is spliced from 2 exons. Gene Ontology annotation, biological process: carbohydrate metabolic process. The record is from RefSeq and is a predicted model, not a curated record. Gene Ontology annotation, molecular function: zinc ion binding; aldehyde-lyase activity.